Molecule: messenger RNA, 2947 nt
Organism: Pieris brassicae (large cabbage white)
Lineage: Eukaryota; Metazoa; Arthropoda; Insecta; Lepidoptera; Pieridae
Gene: emp
Product: scavenger receptor class B member 1
Exons: 12
Coding region: 295-1842 (515 amino acids)
Cellular component (GO): cytoplasm; lysosome; membrane
Molecular function (GO): scavenger receptor activity
Source: RefSeq, a predicted model, not a curated record
CGCCGCUUGUGACCAAAGAGGUGUCAUUCGAAUUUAAAAAGAAAACUCUGGCGGGAACAUUUGACAUCUGUAAGCUGUCAAAAUAUUGUGGACGUGAAACCGCGAUUUGUGUUCAAAUUGUGUUGUGUUCAGUUAAAUUGAGUGUUAUUUCGCAAAAAUAAAUUACUACCAGAGCCGCGCGCGCACCUAAGCCCGCUGAACGUCAGUCGACGCGCCACCCCCGUCGUAGGUACACGUAAUGAGCGUGUAUUGACACAAAGGAUUCAGUGAUUGUGUGUUUGUGUGUGUGUAAAAAUGCAGGGCCGUGACAAACUAUGUGCAAAAUUGACGAGUGCAUUCCUAAGGAAGUGGUGGUUCGUGCUAGCGUCGGCGGUGGUGCUGUUACUACUGGGUAUUAUUUGUGCUAUAUUCUUCGGCACCUGGAUUCGGCUGUUUAUAGAUCAUGAGCUGGUUCUUCGCCCUGGGUCGAUGACUUUCGACUGGUGGGCACAUCCUCCAGUGCGGCCCUUCGUACGAGUAUACGUGUACAAUGUUACCAAUGCUGACGAGUUUCUUAACAAUGGAUCGAAACCCAUCUUGGACGAAUUGGGACCAUACGUUUACUCCGAAGAAUGGGAGAAAAUGAAUAUUACUGACAACGACAAUGGGACAUUGACAUUUUACUACCACCGGACGUAUACCUUCAUGCCUGAGCUUAGUGCUGGACCCGACGACGACUCCGUAGUAGUUCCAAACAUACCUAUGUUGAGUGCCACCUCUCAAUCGAAGCACGCGGCGCGUUUCCUCCGUCUCGCCAUGGCGUCAAUCAUGGACAUUCUGAAGAUUAAGCCAUUCGUAGAAGUGUCCGUUGGUCAACUCCUUUGGGGUUAUGAAGACCCGCUUCUCAAACUGGCCAAGGAUGUCGUGCCCAAAGAGCAGAAGCUGCCGUAUGAGGAAUUUGGACUAUUCUAUGGGAAAAACGGAACAGCCCCGGAUCCAGUAACAAUGUUCACUGGCGCAUCUGAUAUCACAAAAUACGGUAUCAUCGAGAGAUACAACCACCGUGAUAGCCUUCAACAUUGGGCAACAGACGAGUGUAACAGCAUUGCUGGAUCUGAUGGGUCCAUCUUCCCACCGCAUAUCACCAGAAACGACACUCUGAAGGUCUACGAUAAGGAUCUGUGUCGCCUGCUACCGUUGAAAUACUUGAAGGAUGUAGAGUCAGCUGCUGGUGUCCAAGGUUUCCGGUUUACGCCGCCAGAGGACGUUUUCGCCAAUAACGACUACAACAAGUGUUUCUGCCCCAAUGGCCCACCAUGUGCGCCUAACGGACUAUUUAAUGUGUCUCUCUGUCAAUACGAUUCCCCUAUAAUGCUCUCGUUCCCUCAUUUCUACUUGGCGGAUGAGAGUUUCCGUGACGCAGUGGAAGGGAUUUCCCCACCGGAACCGGAAAAGCAUAGACUAUAUAUCGAUGUGCAGCCUGAAAUGGGUACCGCAAUGCAGGCGCGUGCGCGUGUCCAGAUAAACUUGGCUGUAUCACAAGUGGUUGAUAUAAAGCAGGUCGCCAACUUCCCGGACAUCGUUUUUCCUAUACUGUGGUUUGAGGAGGGAAUAGAUGAGUUGCCAGACCAAGUGUCAUCGCUCCUACGUUUAGCCACUAAGGUCCCGCCCAUUGCCCGUCUUGUACUCUCGUGGGGUUUGUCAGCACUGGGAGCACUGCUGAUUCUUCUCGCUGUCACUUGUCUUAUACGAUCAUCACAUCGUCAAAGCACGCUAAGACUAGAAGGGCACGCAGUGGCAAAACCACCUCCCGCCAAAACGCCGAGUAAAGAACAAAAUGGUUACGAACUCAAUAGGAGAUAAUAGACAACUGGUAGAAUAGAUGCGCCACGCCGGGGGGGAGCUGUCAACUGUCAAAUUAAUAAAUUGUUUUCAUGUUAAUUUGUUAAUAGUAUGUUUUCAGCCAUUUAAUUUGUCAGCGUAUUGAAGUAAGUCAUCAUUAAAAAUAGUCUCUCUCGUUGCUGUGGUGAAUUAAUUUUAAUUUUUGAUUUAGUGUUGCCAGGUGCAAAAACAUCGAUGAAACGAAAUUAGUUAUUGCUUAUAAAUUUCAAGAUAGUUUCAAAAUAUAUAGGAUUACCGCAAUAGCCACAAAUAAUUAUCGUUUAAUUUUAAGCGUAUUCCCAUAUACUUUUUUAAUUGAAUCCCUCUAGAACAUAUAAUGAAGGCAUAUUUUACUUUCAAAUUAUUCUAGGCUCUAUUACUUUAGGACGAUAUGUGAUAAUUAUCAUCCAUUGGUGUUAUUUGAACAAAUAAUAUUUUAUAAAUUUCAACUCGUAGGUGUAAAUAAUCUCUGGGGCGUGGGUUGCCAUUUUACGUUUUUAACCAUGAUUAAAGGAAAUUUUAUGAAUAAUUACCGUUAGUUGCUAGUCUUCGGAUUCGUCCUUUUAGGUAUACUAUUUUACCAUUUUACUUAGCGUCUGUCGGUAUGGUAUAAUGUAUAUUUAGUUUUAAUUAUAUAUGACAUCACAAUUGUAUGUGCUAUUUUUGACCGAAUUACCGAUCUAUUUUAAUUUACUUUGAUUUUCUAAACUAUUUCAAUAUAAAAAUUUGUUGUUGAAUUGGUGGGGAUAUUUUAUUAUUCAAACAAUUUUGUAUCUAUUCUUAAACGCGCUCCAACUCUAGUAUUAAGUUGUUUAAUGAUUUGAAAACUUUACAAAUUAUUACUCUUAAUGUGAAUUUUAAGUAAAUGUAUUUUGAAUGGAAGCAUUGUGAAAAAUAACAACGAACACAACUACACACUAAAGACUGAUUGUUCCGUCCAUGUUCUCAAAGAUUCACCAAUGUUGCCAUUCAAUUUUACCAACGAUUUUGCUCAAAUUUCGGGACUUAAUUAGUUAUUUCUCUGUAUAUGUGAACGUUUAAAAUUGUGAGUAGUGUAAAUAAAUAAAGGUGUAAGAUUUAUAAAACA